This is a messenger RNA of Phytophthora infestans T30-4, 2303 nucleotides long. RefSeq lists its product as uncharacterized. The record is from RefSeq and is a predicted model, not a curated record. Lineage: Eukaryota; Oomycota; Peronosporomycetes; Peronosporales; Peronosporaceae. Bases 163 to 2106 code for a protein of 647 amino acids. The transcript has a single exon.
GCCUGGAGCCCGACAAGCCUCAUCCAGUAUUUUGGUAGCAGCUUGGUUCCUUCCAAUCUUGGCGCGCUUCUCCCUCCUAACCUGCGUGUCCUCGAGUGACAGCGGUAUAUCCACUCCCACAAACAGAACACACAGCACAGACACACACACAACUCCUGCAGCAUGCGAGGCUGGAUGGUGAUCGCUGCCGCGGCAUUGGCAGCAGACGCUGCUUCCGCUUCGGGCGCCGCGUCCGUCUACAACAUCAGCGACCCGAUGUACGGCACGUGCCGUCUCAAGGGCAUUUCAGACUCCUCGGAGAAUUUCAAGCUCUACGCGUCCGUGCCCAGCAAAGACUACUCGCUCAACGAGGCCUGUGCGCGCUGCAUUACUGUCACGCGUGACGACGACUCGACCAAGACCGUCACCGCUUAUGUGUUGGAUGUAUGCGAUGGCUGCGAAUCUGGAACGGUUCAGCUAUCGGGCGAUGCGAUGACGGCGCUGGAUAUCGACACGACCGACACGGCCACGAAGGUUUCGUACAAGUUUGGCACGUGCACAGAGUCACUCAUGUCGGGCGACAUUAAAGCUUGCCUCAUGGACGGCGCCUCGGCCACAUACGUGCCACUGCAGUUUUACAACUCGCAGAAGGUCAUUACGGGCGCGACGAUCGAUGGCGUAUCGGCCACCAGCACAUCCUCGACCUUCCUGUACUCGGCCAACUCGGGUUCUUCCUCCAGUACGUGGUACAAGAGCGUUGAGUUCUCGGUCACUUCCGACGAUGGCGAGACGCUCAACAGCACCUUUGCUUUCUCUAGCAAUUCUGCAUGUGCCACGUCCAGCGUUCAAUUUAACUCGGCGUCGACGGAGAAUGGUGUCGACGGAAGCACCAUCGCCUCGUCGAGUUCAUCCUCCGCUGCCAUCAUCGGCGGAGUCUGCGGGGCUGUAGGUGCGUUGUUGAUCAUUGUUGGUUCCGUUAUUCUCAUCCGUCGUCGCAACCGUGCGUCGAAGGAUCUGGAAGACCCCGAAAACGACGUGGAGAACCAGUACCUGUCUCCUGCAGCCAAGCCCACGGCCGCCGCUGCGGGUGCCAAAACCUUCCACGAUGAUGACGGUGACAACCAUCAUCUCCCCGCGUCACCUACAGUGGACUAUGCCGAGUCGUUCUCGCCUGCUGCCAGCUCUAAGGCUCCUAGCUCACGUCUGAGCGAUAUGAGCGUGCAUGAAACCCCCGCCACUCGUUUCGAGACCCCUGCAUCCGCCGUCCCUGCCUCUGUAAUUGCUGCGUCCGUCGCGGUGGACUCGGCGCCAUCGUCUGCGUCAUCUGACCACUCGUCGGACGUGUCUGCUCCUUACUCGCACAACUCCUCGGUCGAGCCUUCUCCGUCAUCAGAACCUGUCUAUGUGGCCCCCACGUACGCCUACAGCAACGGCAAGGCUACCAGUCCUCGUCGCUCGACCGUACCGAACGCCAAGGCUGUCUCCACACUGUCUGCCCCUGUUGUGCCGCGUCAGGCUUCGAGCACGCAGUACGAUGACGUUGAGGAAGACCGUUCAAGCUUCGAUAUUGACGACAUGCGCGAGUCAGAGGCUCGUGCUACAUCGACGGAUAACUCUCGUCGCUAUGGCUCGCAAGCUUCGUACACGCCAUACAGCGCUGCGGAUCCCUAUGCUAUGACGGUGACGUCUCCGCAGAGCAACGUCCGUGCCACGAGUCUACGUCGUCCGAGCGCCAAGCAGAACUCGAUGCGCGCGUCGGGUCGUGAGUCUGGACGCUACAACAACGAAUCGAUGCUCUCGGACGCAGACAGCUACGCGUCGGCGCCUCGUCAGACAAACCAGUCGAUUCUAUCGAACAGCACAGGCCUGCAGUCUGGCCGGUCGAACGCGCCGGAUAACUACUCGUUCAGUCGACCAAGCGCGUCGACGGAGACUGGAACCCUGACGGAUUCAGUAUGCGACAGCUACGCUUCAGUCCCCGCCGCGCAGCAGAACGUUGACCUGUCUGCGUCGCAGCACAGUCUCGGCUCUAUGCGCGAGAGCGGUGGCUACAGCCGCGAGUCCCUGAGCAUUCUGGGCUACCCUUACUCUAAGAAGAGCGGACGACACCACAACACUACAGGUUAGCCAUCCCUUUGACGCGUCCUUUUGAUGCCUAGCGAGCGGGCUAGCAGCUUCCUGGCUGCAGCUCAAUCCCGGCUAGCUGUGUAGCAGCAAAGCAGCCAGCAGGAAGCUGCUUGCCUUCGUGGCUACUGUAUUUGUACAAUACUCAUGCUUUUGGGGCUGAGUACAUAUCUAAACCAUUAUGCUCAUAUUGUGUUGUU